AUGGUGGAGCGCAAACAGCUUUGGGAACAUCAUUGUAGCUUCUCGUGUGCUGGAGUUCCAUGGGCUGUUAUUGGAGACUUUAAUAUUAUACGCACUAAUGAAGAACGUGCUGGCGGGCAUCCUCAGCCAAGAAAUGCAAUGCUUGAGUUUAAUUCUUGUAUCAAUUCAUGUGGUUUGAUUUAUUGGAAGAUUGAAGGGAGGCAAUUAUCAUGGUGUAAUGGACAACAAGGAAUGUUGAGAAGUUGGGCAAAACUGGAUCGUAUUCUAGUUAACAAUGAUUUUGUGGUCAAGUUUGGGGAUGUUUUGGUUCAGUUUCUUAGCAGAAGAACAUCAGAUCAUGCUCCUCUAUUGGUGCAAUUUGUGGUGGAAUAUAAUAGAUAUGGGCCAGCGCCAUUUAGAUUCCAGAACAUGUGGGUCUCGCAUAGGGAUUUUAUGAAUGUUGCUGAGAGGUGGAUACAAAGAGAUGAAUCUAGAUUAUCGCAGCAGGCGAAACAAAGAUGGAUGGAGGAGGGAGAUAAGAAUUCUAAAUACUUUCAAGUUGGAGGUUCUAUAGUGAAAAAGAUGCGGUUACAAGAUGGUACAUCGCUUGAUACGCCAGAGCUAAUUCAUGAAGAAGCUGUGAGAUAUUUUGAGAAUUUCUUGUUGCAAGAUGAUCAGUUGGAGUUUCCAAACUUAUCUAAUUUGAUUCCAACAGUUGUGGGUGUAAAUGAGGAUAGGUGGCUGUAG
Messenger RNA from Juglans regia (Persian walnut), 726 nucleotides. RefSeq lists its product as uncharacterized. The record is from RefSeq and is a predicted model, not a curated record. The coding region runs from base 1 to 726 and encodes 241 amino acids. Lineage: Eukaryota; Viridiplantae; Streptophyta; Magnoliopsida; Fagales; Juglandaceae. The transcript has 2 exons.